AUGCCUCCCUCCAGCCUCUCUGCCUCCCUCCAGCCUCUCUGCCUCCCUCCAGCCUCUCUGCCUGCCUCCAGCCUCUCUGCCUGCCUCCAGCCUCUCUGCCUGCCUCCAGCCUCUCUGCCUGCCUCCAGCCUCUCUGCCUGCCUCCAGCCUCUCUGCCUGCCUCCAGCCUCUCUGCCUGCCUCCAGCCUCUCUGCCUGCCUCCAGCCUCUCUGCCUGCCUCCAGCCUCUCUGCCUGCCUCCAGCCUCUCUGCCUGCCUCCAGCCUCUCUGCCUGCCUCCAGCCUCUCUGCCUGCCUCCAGCCUCUCUGCCUGCCUCCAGCCUCUCUGCCUGCCUCCAGCCUCUCUGCCUGCCUCCAGCCUCUCUGCCUGCCUCCAGCCUCUCUGCCUGCCUCCAGCCUCUCUGCCUGCCUCCAGCCUCUCUGCCUGCCUCCAGCCUCUCUGCCUGCCUCCAGCCUCUCUGCCUGCCUCCAGCCUCUCUGCCUGCCUCCAGCCUCUCUGCCUGCCUCCAGCCUCUCUGCCUGCCUCCAGCCUCUCUGCCUGCCUCCAGCCUCUCUGCCUGCCUCCAGCCUCUCUGCCUCCAGCCUCUGCCUGCCUCCAGCCUCUCUGCCUGCCUCCAGCCUCUCUGCCUGCCUCCAGCCUCUCUGCCUGCCUCCAGCCUCUCUGCCUGCCUCCAGCCUCUCUGCCUGCCUCCAGCCUCUCUGCCUGCCUCCAGCCUCUCUGCCUGCCUCACUCUCUGCCUGCCUCCAGCCUCUCUGCCUGCCUCCAGCCUCUCUGCCUGCCUCCAGCCUCUCUGCCUGCCUCCAGCCUCUCUGCCUGCCUACAGCCUCUCUGCCUGCCUACAGCCUCUCUGCCUGCCUACAGCCUCUCUGCCUGCCUACAGCCUCUCUGCCUGCCUCCAGCCUCUCUGCCUGCCUCCAGCCUCUCUGCCUGCCUCCAGCCUCUCUGCCUGCCUCCAGCCUCUCUGCCUGCCUCCAGCCUCUCUGCCUGCCUCCAGCCUCUCUGCCUGCCUACAGCCUCUCUGCCUGCCUACAGCCUCUCUGCCUGCCUACAGCCUCUCUGCCUGCCUACAGCCUCUCCUGCCUCCAGCCUCUCGCCUGCCUCCAGCCUCUCUGCCUGCCUCCAGCCUCUCUGCCUGCCUCCAGCCUCUCUGCCUGCCUCCAGCCUCUCUGCCUGCCUCCAGCCUCUCUGCCUGCCUCCAGCCUCUCUGCCUGCCUCCAGCCUCUCUGCCUGCCUCCAGCCUCUCUGCCUGCCUCCAGCCUCUCUGCCUGCCUCCAGCCUCUCUGCCUGCCUCCAGCCUCUCUGCCUGCCUCCAGCCUCUCUGCCUGCCUCCAGCCUCUCUGCCUGCCUCCAGCCUCUCUGCCUGCCUCCAGCCUCUCUGCCUGCCUCCAGCCUCUCUGCCUGCCUCCAGCCUCUCUGCCUGCCUCCAGCCUCUCUGCCUGCCUCCAGCCUCUCUGCCUGCCUCCAGCCUCUCUGCCUGCCUCCAGCCUCUCUGCCUGCCUCCAGCCUCUCUGCCUGCCUCCAGCCUCUCUGCCUGCCUCCAGCCUCUCUGCCUGCCUCCAGCCUCUCUGCCUGCCUCCAGCCUCUCUGCCUGCCUCCAGCCUCUCUGCCUGCCUCCAGCCUCUCUGCCUGCCUCCAGCCUCUCUGCCUGCCUACAGCCUCUCUGCCUGCCUCCAGCCUCUCUGCCUGCCUCCAGCCUCUCUGCCUGCCUCCAGCCUCUCUGCCUGCCUCCAGCCUCUCUGCCUGCCUCCAGCCUCUCUGCCUGCCUCCAGCCUCUCUGCCUGCCUACAGCCUCUCUGCCUGCCUACAGCCUCUCUGCCUGCCUCCAGCCUCUCUGCCUGCCUCCAGCCUCUCUGCCUGCCUCCAGCCUCUCUGCCUGCCUCCAGCCUCUCUGCCUGCCUCCAGCCUCUCUGCCUGCCUGCCUGCUCCAGCCUCUCUGCCUGCCUCCAGCCUCUCUGCCUGCCUCCAGCCUCUCUGCCUGCCUCCAGCCUCUCUGCCUGCCUCCAGCCUCUCUGCCUGCCUCCAGCCUCUCUGCCUGCCUCCAGCCUCUCUGCCUGCCUCCAGCCUCUCUGCCUGCCUCCAGCCUCUCUGCCUGCCUCCAGCCUCUCUGCCUGCCUCCAGCCUCUCUGCCUGCCUCCAGCCUCUCUGCCUGCCUCCAGCCUCUCUGCCUGCCUCCAGCCUCUCUGCCUGCCUCCAGCCUCUCUGCCUGCCUCCAGCCUCUCUGCCUGCCUCCAGCCUCUCUGCCUGCCUCCAGCCUCUCUGCCUGCCUCCAGCCUCUCUGCCUGCCUCCAGCCUCUCUGCCUGCCUCCAGCCUCUCUGCCUGCCUCCAGCCUCUCUGCCUGCCUCCAGCCUCUCUGCCUGCCUCCAGCCUCUCUGCCUGCCUACAGCCUCUCUGUCUGCCUACAGGCUCUCUCCCUCCAGCCUCUCUCCCUCCAGCCUCUCUGCCCCAGUCCUUACCCCAUGCGUCCAUAUGCUUUGCUGUAUUUUGGGUCUAUGUUGA
Molecule: messenger RNA, 2496 nt
Organism: Knipowitschia caucasica
Lineage: Eukaryota; Metazoa; Chordata; Actinopteri; Gobiiformes; Gobiidae
Source: the annotation of a GenBank genome assembly